Molecule: messenger RNA, 943 nt
Organism: Lates calcarifer (barramundi perch)
Lineage: Eukaryota; Metazoa; Chordata; Actinopteri; Centropomidae
Gene: vkorc1
Product: vitamin K epoxide reductase complex, subunit 1
Biological process (GO): peptidyl-glutamic acid carboxylation; vitamin K metabolic process
Molecular function (GO): vitamin-K-epoxide reductase (warfarin-sensitive) activity
Source: RefSeq, a predicted model, not a curated record
AUCUGGCUUUUAACACGUCGCCUUCAGCAGGAGGACAGUUUAGUGAAGACUGAAUGAAAACCCUGAAGCGGACUGAGACACUGUAACUUAUCUUUUAACUGUUUGGAGUCGUGUCACAAAUCAAAGACGUCCUCUGAAAACAUGGCAGCGGUUGGUAUUCAGAGGAUGCCGACAUGGGAGAGAAAGGUGCGCGUGUUUUUGUGCGUUUUUGGCUUGGUGCUGUCUGUUUACGCGCUUCACGUCGAGCUGUCCCGGGAGAGAAACCCAGAUUACAGGGCGAUGUGCGACCUGGGGGAGUCUGUGAGCUGCUCCAAAGUUUUCACGUCCAGAUGGGGACGUGGUUUUGGUUUGGUCCAGUUCUUUGUGGCCAAAGAUAGCCCUCUGAACCAGCCCAACAGCGUGCUUGGCAUCAUAUUUUACACUCUGCAGAUGGGCCUUGGUCUGUCACUGUCCAAGAAAGCAGCAGUGUUUUUGGUCUUCUCCUCCUGGGUGUCGGUGGCCGGCUCGCUCUAUCUUGCAUGUAUUCUCGCCUUUGUUCUUGGGGAUUUCUGCAUGGUCUGCGUAUCAACAUAUAUUAUCAACUUUGCAUUACUCUUCACCAACGUCAAACGAAGGAGAGCAAUUGAAGCAAUGAAGGAAAAGGCUGGAUAGACUGUGCUACUUGUAAAAUUCAACACCUUCUUCUGUUUUUUUUCUGCUGAGCCACACUGGAUCUGAACAAACAACAAAUGAACAAAUUCUGUUCACACACACACACACACACACACACACAUAUAUAUAUAUAUAUAUAUAUAUAUAUAUAUAUAUAUAUAUAUAUAUAUAAUUUCAGAGAAAAAGGACUGGAUGUGACUGGAUGAUCUUCAGAACAGAAACUUGAUAAAGCAGCAGUCAUUUUUGUAUAUCAUGAUGCAUUUGUUAUGCUAAUUACACAUUUUGAACACUA